GAAGAAGAGUGAUGUUAUUGCCGGUGUUUGGUGCACAUAUUUCCGACCGCACCUGACGUACAUCAGCCGGCCGGAGUCCUCCUGCAGCUCAGCUGAUCCUCCAGACCUCCUCAUCCUCCUCCUCCUCCUCUGCUCCUCCUCACCGGGUAUCAGCCUCCAUCAGCCGGCCAUGGCGCUCCGCACCUUCUUCGUGGGGGGAAACUGGAAGAUGAACGGGAACAAGGAGAGUCUGGAGGAGCUGAUGACCCACCUGAGCACCGCCAGCCUGGACGAUCAGACCGAGGUGGUGUGUGGAGCGCCCUCCAUCUACCUGGACUUCGCUCGCUCCAAACUCGACCCCAGGAUCGGAGUCGCCGCCCAGAACUGUUACAAGGUGGCCAAAGGGGCGUUCACAGGCGAGAUCAG
Molecule: messenger RNA, 405 nt
Organism: Plectropomus leopardus (leopard coralgrouper)
Lineage: Eukaryota; Metazoa; Chordata; Actinopteri; Perciformes; Serranidae
Source: RefSeq, a predicted model, not a curated record